This is a messenger RNA of Aspergillus campestris IBT 28561, 1170 nucleotides long. Its product is annotated as putative alpha/beta fold family hydrolase. The transcript has 6 exons. The record is from RefSeq and is a predicted model, not a curated record. Bases 34 to 912 code for a protein of 292 amino acids. Gene Ontology annotation, cellular component: mitochondrion. NCBI's taxonomy places the organism in Eukaryota, Fungi, Ascomycota, Eurotiomycetes, Eurotiales, Aspergillaceae.
CACCAACCAUUGUACAUCAGUCUUUAGAACCCCAUGUUUUCUGCCCGGUUCGUCGGCCGGGUGGCCUCUGGCACCCGUUCCUUCUCCACAUCGAGAUUGAUGCGGACAGACCUCUCCUUCCAGGUUUUUGGCCCGGAAAAUGAGCCCGUGAGCCGCAGCCCGAUUGUCUUUCUCCACGGACUCUUUGGUUCCAAGCAGAACAACCGGAGUAUUAGCAAAGCUCUUGCACGUGAUCUCAAGCGACAAGUCUACGUAGUGGAUCUUCGGAACCAUGGUCACUCCUUCCAUGCCAAGGAGCACAACUACUCCGUCAUGGCAGACGAUGUGAAACAGUUCAUCCACAAGCAGAACAUGGACCAGUGCGUCCUAAUCGGUCAUUCUAUGGGCGCUAAAACCGCCAUGACCGUCGCCCUGGAUGCCCCCAGCCUCGUGUCGGCUCUCAUCCCGGUCGACAACGCUCCCGUCAACGCCGCCCUUCAGAGCGACUUUGGCAAAUACGUCCGCGGCAUGCAGCGCAUUGAAUCCGCCGGCGUGACCAAGCAGUCGGAUGCAGACAAGAUCCUGGCAGACUACGAACCGUCCCUCCCCAUCCGUCAAUUCCUGCUGACCAACCUCAUCCGCGGCGAUGACGGCACGAUGAAAUUCCGCGUCCCCGUGUCUGUGCUCGGGGAUUCGCUCCCCCACAUGGCGGACUUCCCUCACCGGGAAUCCGGGCCGAUCUCUUAUGAGGGGCCCUCGCUGUUCGUCAGAGGCACCCGGAGCAAGUAUGUCAAAGAUGAUGCGAUCCCGACCAUUAAGAAAUUCUUUCCCAAGGCGCAGAUCGCGGAUGUGGAGGCCGGCCACUGGCUUAUCUCGGAAAACCCAGAGGCUUUUCGACAAGUGGUGGUCAAGUUCUUACAGGACGCUUCUUGAAGAUAUAUCAUGAUAGUGUUUGUUCUUUAUUGUAAGAUAUCCAGAUUAGAUAUGAGAGGUGUAGUAUAUCAUAGUAUCCACGACAGCUAGAUAUAGACACGUGACGACACACGGCAUUGGUAUGAGUGUCGUCCGUUGGACGAUUGAAGAUAUUAUGUACAUGUUUCCCGUGAACUAGGAUAUGCUAGCCAUCUUGUCAAACAGUGCGCCCCAUUCGGGCAGUUCACUGGAUUGUCGUGGUCCAUUCUGCAGUGUCGC